AUGAGUAGCAGCGAGGCUGGCAAGCAAGGCCAUGGUGUGCCGGCGCUCGAGGUGCAGGAUAGCACGCAUGACCAUGGCGUGCCCGCGCUGGAGGCGCCCACGCCCGCGGAUACGGACAAGAUACUGGCCGCCGUGGCGCAGCUAGCGCGACGUCGGAGGCUGGAGGCAAGGCGGCUGGGCCGCACUGCACCCGCGGGGGCAGAGGGCGAGGCGGCGAAGCGGGCGCGUCCGGUGUCGGGCACCUCCGUGCACUCGUCCCGCCAGUCUGCGAAGGUGGCGCCCGAGCCGCAGGAAGGGGCUUCUGUGGUGGUGGCACCGGGACCGGGGUGGUGGCCCAAGUCCGUGUCGCACGGCGCGAUGUCGGUGAUCGGGCGGCGGCGGGAGAUGGAGGACGCGUUCGCCGUCACCGCGCCGUUCCUGGUGGUGGCCGCCGCGGCGGGGAAGGAGGAGAGCGGCGAGGGGGAGGAGAAAGACGGCGGCGGGGAGGCGGAGGUGGAGUUCUUCGCGGUGUACGACGGGCGCGGCGGGUCACGGGUGGCGGACGCAUGCCGGAAGCGGCUGCAAGUGGUGCUCGCGGAGGAGAUGGCGCGUCUGCACCUGCACCUCGGGAAGAAGGGCGGCGACGACGGCGAGGACGGCGUGCGCUGGAGGGAGGCCAUGGAGGCCUGCUUCGCCCGCGUGGACGGCGAGGUCGUCGUCGUCGAGAGGGAGGCGAACAAGAACAAACCCCAGCGACACGAUGGGCUGCGGCUCCACCGCCGUCGUGGUCGUCGUGGGGCCCCGUCACAUCGUGGUCGCCAACUGCAGCGACUCCCGCGCCGUGCUCUCUCGCGGCGGCGUCCCCGUGCCGCUGUCCUCCUACCACAAGGGUUUGUUGCGGAAAACGCCAAGCGGCGGGCAGGGUGGUCUACACCUGGCCGGGGGUCCUACUCACGCGGCAAAGCGGGCGACACGUCGGGUCGGGUGGAGUUCCCCAUCGGGCAUUCGGGCCAAGGCACGACGACGGGCGUGGUUCGGCCGCGGUUACCCGACAAGGGUGCUUGGUUGGAUCAAGCAUUUGUUACAACUUGCAAAUGGUUUCUGCAGACAGAGCUCGACUUCGUGGAAACUGAGACAAAAAGCAGCGUUGUUACUGUAUCCAUCAUUCUGAACUGCAAGUUGUCUGAACGCCGCAGAACACAGGAAACGGUAGCCCCUAAAGUGUUGAAUUCGUCUGUUGGAGGGGUCCACUUUGAGAUUUCCAUUCCUACUUGUUUUACAGUUUCAGCUUUGUCUAACACGUAUUGUUUGUCACAGCCAGAUAGGCCUGAUGAGUUGGAAAGGGUUGAAUCAGCAGGUGGCAGGGUCAUCAACUGGAAUGGGUACCGUGUCCUGGGGGUGCUUGCGACGUCAAGGUCAAUUGAUGACUAUUACAUGAAGCCAUUCAUAUCAGCUGAACCAGAGGUGACUGUUACGGAGCGUACGCACAAAGACGAGUUCAUCAUCCUGGCGAGCGACGGGCUGUGGGAUGUCAUGUCCAAUGAGGAGGCUUGCAAGGUCGCGAGGAACUGUUUGUGCGGGCGCGCAGCUGCUAAGUACCCUGACACCAUCCACGGGAGCUCGGGUAGCGAUGCCGCCGCGAUGCUGGUGGAGUUCGCCAUGUUGCGGGGCAGCACUGACAACAUCAGCGUCGUGGUGGUGGAGCUGAAGCGUCUGAAGAGGUGGAAGGGUGGUAGACAGAAUGGUAGGACGUAG
This is a messenger RNA of Miscanthus lutarioriparius, 1734 nucleotides long. Lineage: Eukaryota; Viridiplantae; Streptophyta; Magnoliopsida; Poales; Poaceae. The record is from the annotation of a GenBank genome assembly.